CUCCGGCCCGGGAGCCCCGCCUCCUUCCUCUCCUCGUGUCCCUCCCCCGCCCCGGCCGGGCGGCCCAGGCGCAGCUCGGCGACCCUCGGAACCCCUGCGAACAUGGCGCUGCGAGUGGCUGGGUGCGUCCGCGCCGCGGCCUGCAGCCUGCGCGCAGCCUCGGUGUCCUCCGCGCCCUGCGCGAUUCGGCCCUGGCGGCUGUGGGCGGGCGCCGUGCGGUCGCUGCGUACUGGAUCGGCGCUGCUCGCGAUGCGCAAGUUCACAGAGAAACACGAAUGGGUAACAACAGAAAAUGGUAUUGGAACGGUGGGAAUCAGCAACUUUGCACAGGAAGCUCUGGGAGAUGUUGUGUACUGUAGCCUGCCUGAAGUUGGGACAAAAUUGAAAAAGCACGAUGAGUUUGGUGCUUUGGAAAGCGUGAAGGCCGCCAGUGAACUCUAUUCUCCUCUGUCAGGGGAGGUAACUGAAAUAAAUGAAGCUCUUGCAGAAAACCCAGGGCUGGUAAACAAGUCUUGUUACGAAGAUGGCUGGCUGAUCAAGAUGACAGUGGGUGACCCUUCAGAACUAGAUGAGCUCAUGAGUGAAGAAGCAUAUGAGAAAUACGUGAAGUCGAUCGAGGAGUGAAGUGGCACCCGAAAUAAACUAGUGUGAAGUGUCUUCUUCAGCAGAGCUGUCUGCAGUUAGUGGCAGACAAGAGACUUGAGAUAACAGCUUAUAGCAGUGCUGUCAUGAUGGAAAAGGAGCCACUGUCAUCACUGCUCCUGGACGGAAAUACCCUUAACGCCCUAGUGAUUGCAGAUAAACACAAUGUGUAUCUUUUUAUAUGUACCUCAUGAUUUUUAGACUAGGCUAUAGAUUCUGAUAUUCAGAAUUCAUGAAAUUAUCCCUGGUAAAAACUAGCUGUAAGAAUCCUGUAAUUCAAGGAUAACACUGUUAUCAUAAGCCUUAUGUAAUGCUGUAACUUGCUUACAUUUCUUCCUGGAUUUGGGUCGAAAGCCUUACAGAGCGUGUAUGUCAGACGAAGGAUGACACUUUCUUAAUUGACACUUUCUUAUAAUGCAGUAGACUGCAUUGUCUGAGGCUGUUUUUAUACACUGAGGCAACAGCUUUGCAGCACAGUAAGAAACAAAUAAAAUGUUCAACAUUAA
Messenger RNA from Cavia porcellus (domestic guinea pig), 1148 nucleotides. RefSeq names its product glycine cleavage system protein H (gene Gcsh). Bases 103 to 624 code for a protein of 173 amino acids. NCBI's taxonomy places the organism in Eukaryota, Metazoa, Chordata, Mammalia, Rodentia, Caviidae. Gene Ontology annotation, cellular component: glycine cleavage complex; mitochondrion; cytoplasm. The record is from RefSeq and is a predicted model, not a curated record. The transcript is spliced from 5 exons. Gene Ontology annotation, biological process: protein lipoylation; glycine decarboxylation via glycine cleavage system.